AAGCCUAGCCACCUGUGUACUCGAAUUCGAUCAAGCUUUGAAUCCUUCAUUCUUGUUAAUCUCCGUGGAAGAUCUCAACAUCCAAAACCCAGCGAUUCUUUGUUCUCAAGUGGGAAUAUCGAAUAUCAAUUGUGGGAUGCCUUCGAAGGAGAAUAACGAUUCCAUGUUUAAACCAAAAACACCCCAUUUCUUCAAGAUCGUUUUAGAGGACACUAUUCGAGAUAAGAAGCUUGGGAUUCCUAGAAAAUUUGUGAAAAAAUAUGGAAAUGGGUUAUCGGAUUCAGUGUUAUUAAUGGUUCCAAGUGGUGAUACAUGGCAUGUUGAGCUGACAAAAUCUGAUGGUGUUGUUUGGUUGCAAAAUGGAUGGGAAGAAUUUGUUGCGUUUUACUCUCUCAAAAAUGGGCAUUUCUUGGUUUUCAAAUAUGAAGGGAAUGACAAGUUUAUUGUACUCAUAUUUGAUAUGAGUGCAUCAGAGAUUGAAUAUCCAUGCAAGAGUUACAUUGAAGAUUACCAGAGUGGUGAACAAGUGUGCCUAAAGCCUGUCAAGGAAGAAUCUAAAGAUGAUACUUGUGGUGAAAUCACGCAUAAGACUCCUCCAAGCAAGGAAACUAGGAAGAGGAGAUCACAACCAUCAUGUUCUAAACCUCGGAAGAAACAGCAAACCAAUAAAAAGGACAAUGAUAUUGCAAUGAGUAGGAAAAGCAAAGAGAAAUCAAAUUCGCCAUGUCCUCUUGGAAAUCUCAACGAAGUUGAGAACUCACCGGGACAAGUUGGACAAGUUGAUGCUGAGGGAAGUGUGCAGGCUUUCGGUUGUUUGCGACAUUUGACAGCCACUGAAAAGGUACACGCCAUUGAGAUAGCCAAUGCUUUCAAAAGUAAUGGAAAUCCAGUUUUCAUGGUGGUCAUGCGACCAUCAUUCGUUUGCAACAGAUAUAGAAUGUGUAUACCGUUGGAUUUUGCCAAGAGAUUUUUGACAAAGCACACGGGUAAUCUGACCUUAUGCAACUUAGCUGGGAAAACUUGGACUGCAAUGUACUUCAGGAAUUCAGGAAAUAAAAUUCUGAAAGCACAACUCUAUGGUGGUUGGAGAGAAUUUGUGGAAGAUAACCAUCUCGGUGUUGGAGACAUGUGUGUCUUUGAGCUAAUUAAGCAUCCUGAAAUCUUGAUGAAGGUGAUGGUUUACUCGAUUGUUGAAAAUGCAAGCAAGUCCUACGGACAACCGACUCAUGGGAGUACAACCAAUCGAGUUAAAACUAGGAGCUUGGUCAGUGAUACUGAACCUACUUGUCAACAAAGUCCAUGCCCCUCUAGCUCCAGAAAAUUCAAAGUUCCGACAGACGCCUACAUUGAAAUCUUGGAUGACUCUCCCCUAAACCAGAAAACAAAGAAGAAAUUGAAAUCCCCAUCGACUCCAACUGAGAAACAAAGGGCAUGUAUGGGAGCUAGUAAUUUCAGAACUUCAAAUCCCUCUUUCAGUGUUGUGAUGCACACAGAAUAUGUCAGUUCUUGUACUCAUCUGAGUGUACCAUACAAAUUUGUGAAGAGUUAUCUUGAUGAAGAGAAGGAUGAAGCUGUCCUUCAAGUUGCCGAUGGGAGAACUUGGAUUGUCAAGUUUGCUGUUAAAGUAGUCACCGCUGGACAACAUAAAGCUGAAUUCUCUAAUUGGAGAACUUUUGCACAGGACAAUAACUUGAAUGUUAAAGAUGUAUGCGUCUUUGAGCUGAUUAACCGCCAUGAAAAUUCAUUCAAGGUCUCCAUUUUUUCAGCAUCACCAGGAGCUAAUACUUCUCUGCUACAAAAAGCUGAUGAUGUUAAAGCCAUUGAAGCUGAUGAUGAUUUUGGCAAUUGUUCUACUGGAAAUUCUAGCCCUGCUGCCAAACUCGCUACUAUAGGAUGUCAAGAAAAUGAAGAGGAAGUCAAUCAUACUAAUGAUGCUAUAGCCAGUCAAGUUGCAUCUAAAGGUUGCUUGGUACCAAAUAUUGAAGCUGAUGAUGAUUUUGGCAAUUGUUCUGCUGAACAUCGUAGUCCUGCUGCCGAACUCACUACAAUAGGAUAUCAAGAAGAUCGAGGGCAAGUCAAUCCUACUGAUUAUGCUAAAGCCAGUCAAGUUGCAUCUGAAGGUAGCUUGGUACCAAAAACUGAAGCUGAUGGUGAUUUUGGCAAUUGUUCUGCUGGAAAUUCUUGUCCUGCUGCCCAACUCACUGCCACAGGAUACCAAGAAAAUCAGGAGCAGAUCAAUCCUACUGUUGAUGCUGGAGCCAUUCAAGUUUCAUCUAAAGAUUGCUUGGUACCAAUAAUUGACGCUACUGCUGAUAUUGGCAAUUUUUAUGCUGGAAAUUCUAUCCCUGCUUCCCAAUUCACUGUCAUAGGAUAUCAAGAAACUGAAGAGGAAGUCAAACCUUCCAUAUCGACAUGGCCAAAAGACCCACGAGCUGAGCAUACCAAGGGGAAAUCGCAUCAGUCACAAGCUAGUGGAACACUUAAAGCUCUUCAAAGAGCAUGUGAUUUCAAGUCUCUGAAUCCAUUUUUCAUCAUUACCAUGCAGCCAUCCUAUGUUUGUAAUGAGUAUAGAUUGGCAAUACCACUGCACUUUUCGAGGAAAUACUUGACAAAUGAGAGUGGUGAUGUAAUCCUCUUUGUGCCGCCAAAUGGGAAGGCUUGGUUGACAGUGUAUCGCCGUGAAGCAACAGAAUCAAACCCGAGAGCCAAAUUGAUUGAUGGUUGGAAGCCUUUUGUGGAAGAUAAUAACUUGGAAAUCGGUGAUGUUUGCGUCUUUGAGAUGAGCGAUUUAAAGCGCUAUGAAUUAUUAUUGAAUGUAGUUAUUUACAAGGCCGAAAAAAGAUGAAACAUAGCUCUACUGAAAGCUGUUGUAUUUGUAUGUACAUAUUUUUUUUGAAACGUAGCGAACUCUAAAUUAAUAG
Molecule: messenger RNA, 2921 nt
Organism: Hibiscus syriacus
Lineage: Eukaryota; Viridiplantae; Streptophyta; Magnoliopsida; Malvales; Malvaceae
Product: B3 domain-containing protein Os03g0619600-like
Exons: 14
Coding region: 137-2845 (902 amino acids)
Molecular function (GO): DNA binding
Source: RefSeq, a predicted model, not a curated record